Messenger RNA from Gigantopelta aegis, 5305 nucleotides. RefSeq names its product protein PTHB1-like. The record is from RefSeq and is a predicted model, not a curated record. Gene Ontology annotation, biological process: cilium assembly. The coding region runs from base 49 to 2859 and encodes 936 amino acids. The transcript has 25 exons. NCBI's taxonomy places the organism in Eukaryota, Metazoa, Mollusca, Gastropoda, Neomphalida, Peltospiridae. Gene Ontology annotation, cellular component: BBSome; membrane.
UGGCAGAAAUGUUUGGGUGGAAACCACAGACGCUUUGCGAAUGCUGACAUGUCUCUGUUUAAGAUUCGAGACUGGUGGUCUACGUCUGUAGGCGAGGAGGAGGAAUUUGACAAUGGAUGUCUCUGUGUGGGCAAUGUCGACAAUGAUGCAGAAGACAAAGACAAAAUAGUUAUCGGCAGUUUCCAUGGCUUGUUACGAAUUUACAAUCCGAAUCCGACGAAAACGGAAGCUGGCUGGAGUGGGUUCCGACCUCAGGAUGUUUUGGUGGAGCAUGCGUUUUCACAUCCAAUCCUACAAGUCGAGAUAGGACGAUUCUCCUCGGGAUCUGCAAAACUCUAUCUUGCUAUAUUGCAUCCGAAAAAACUGGCAGUAUACAAUGUAACUGCUGUAUCAGGUGCCGUGGGCCACGGACAGCAAUAUCAGUUCAAUCUCCUCUAUGAACAUGCAUUACAAAGAACAGCAUGCAACAUUACGUUCGGUUCAUUUGGAGGGGUCAAAGGUAAAGAUUUCUUAUGUGUGCAAUCAAUGGACGGGACGCUGUCGGUGUUUGAACAGGAGACGUUUGCGUUCAGCCGCUUCCUACCCGGAGCUCUCCUCCCAGGACCAGUAAAGUACAUUCCAAGAACGGACAGCUUCGUAACGGUUUCCUCUCUCCGACAAGUCGAGUGUUACAAGUAUCAAGUUUUGGCAGUUUCCACAGAUUCCAGCAAUAAAGAUGAAUCUCAAAACAUCAAAUCUGGCAAGAAAGUCUCAAGCGACUGGACGUUCAAUAUAGGUGAACAGGCCCUCGAUAUAUCUGUGAUAACGUUUCCCCAAGCUCCACCGUCCAUUUUAAUCCUAGGAGAGAGAAACUUGUUCUGCCUCACAGAGACUGGAACCCUGAGAUACAUGAAGAAGUUUGAGUUUGACCCGGCCUGCUUUAUUCCGUACGCCUCACUGUCCGAGGGAACGAUCAACUACAUGAUCGCGACUCACUCGUCUUCACUGAUGGUCUACCAAGACGUCACGCUCAAGUGGGCCGCCAAAAUGGAGCAUGUACCCGUCCAGAUCAGAAUAGGCAACUUCACAGAUUUGAAGGGUGUUGUUGUGACGCUGAACGACACCGGGCAGCUCAUGUGUGGCUAUCUGGGAACGGAUCCCGCAAUCUUCGUGCCACCCUCGGUGGAUGCGCGAGACAUCAACUAUGCUGACAUGGACAACGAGAUGAGACAGCUACAGAAACAGAUCCGAGAAAAAUCUCAGAAAGCAGUGAUCAUGCCUCACCUGAAGACAGAUGAUGACCUCCAGAUCACAGUGUUUGUUAAUCCACACCUCGACGACGUGUCGAUGGCUGCCGACUUGGAAUACGAAGAUCCAGACAAAGUGCCAUCCGUCACUGCCAGAAUUCAGCUUAAAGCUAAGCUUCCUAUUCAAAAUGUGAAAUUGGAGGUUCAUACGAAGUGGCCAUUGGUGUCGAAUCAGACAACUUUCAGUAUUCCAUCUGUAGACCCAAAUCAUCCGAUUGAGAAGUUCUGUGCCUUAUUUCUUAAAGGACGAGGUUUGCCUGUCGACCUUGUCGCUCAAAUGGCUGCGAGAUACACCACCUCUACAGGUGCACCUCGUGUAGUGAUGGCGAAAGUGAAAAUGCCAUUUAACCUGGUAGUGAAGUCGGUUCUACCAGUCAAACAGGCCACUCACAAGCUGACAAUUGACACGAACAAACCACCGGUCAACCUCAACGAACUCUUCCCUGGUUUAUUAGGAGAAAAUGCUGGAGGUCAGGGAGUGGCUCUAGGAUUCCAGUUCUAUGGGGGACCAGUCAUUACCAUCCUUGCUUCCAAGACAUCGCAGCGGUACCGUCUGCAGUGCGACUAUCUGGAAGCAAUGUGGCUGCCACUAAGGGAGCUAACUCUGCGGUUGAACAAUCACUUCAACCGAGCGAAAGACUUCAAGAUUUUCUUUGAUGGAGCUUUACCGAUUCAGGAAUACUUUGAUCUCAUUGAUAAUCAUUUUGAGUAUCGUCUGGGAGCGACGAAGUGUCGGGAGUUGCUAGACCAGAGAGCACAGCAGUUCAGGUCGAUACAGAAGAGACUCCUUACCAAGUUCAAGGACAAGAACCCAUCACCACUACAGAACCUCGACACACUUCUAGAAGGAACUUACAGACAGGUGUUGGCCCUAGCAGACGCAGUUGAAGACAACAGCAAUGCGCAGCAGGUGGCGGCCAAUAACCUGAGCAGUGGGACCUACCUGGUGAACCUGCUCAUCAAACUGUGGAUGGAUCUGACUGACGAGGAGUUCCGGGUUCUCGAGUCGACACUCUCCCCCAUCGUUAAUGACUCGGACCAACAGGGUUGGCAGGAGACGGUAGACGCAUCAGUGACUCACAUUCUCCGUACGACUCUGGCUAAAUCGGCCAAGGACCAGUCCGUGAACCCAUCGCCCCUGACGAUGCCCUCCGACACCACCAAAGUCAAGAAACACAUUGCCCUGUUGUGUGAUAGACUGGGUAAAGGGGCUCGACUGGUGGAGGGCUUGUCAGAAAAACGUGAGAGUAAAUUGCACGUAUCGGCACCAAGCAAGUCUGUGGUGGAGAAUGGGGAGUUAGACUCUAUUGUAGAAGGCAACGAAAUGAUGACUAUUAACAACACCAAAUACAGGGAGAAGAAGAAGAAGAAGAGACAGAAAGAUGUAGAAAACAGUCUGAAUGACUUGAAGCCGAUAGGGUUACCUGCCUUGGAUAGAUCUUCAGGUAAUGGGCUGAAACAGAAGCAGAUCGAGAGCCUGGUUCCAGAUCUUGACGACAUGGAUAAUGAUGAGGUGGAGGGACCGAACAUUUCCAGCACGGCUGAAGAUGGAGAAGUUGUCUACUCGUUAUGAGGAGAAAUGGUCAUCUGCAGAGCGGUUUGGGCGACAGCGGUUGACCUGGGUUUAACAGAAAGAAGCUGUGGAAACCUGACAACCGUCUCCAGUGGAUUCCAGAGACAUAGACCGGUUUCUGCACCUAAAUGUCAGAUGAAUGUGAUGUUUAAGAAGACGGGUGGUACCAGUCUGUUAUUGUUUGCAAGUGCCCUGUGUCCAACAACACCAUCUCCAGUGUAUGUAUACCGGAGGCAGGUUCAGGAAGGUGACCAAUCAGUUCAUUCUGUUUAACAACACCACUAGAGCACUGAUUUAUUAAUCAUUGGCUAUUGGAUAGUUUGUUUUUGUUUAAUGACACUACUAGAGCACAGUGAUUUAUUAAUCCUUGGAUAGUUUGUUUCUGUUUAACGACACUACUAGAGCACAGUGCUGUUUGAAUCAUCAGCUAUUGGAUGUCAAACAGUUUGUGUUGUUUUACAUACCAUGGCCUUUUGAUAUACCAGUCAUAGGGCACUGGUUUGGGAUGGUAAAACAUUCAAUCAGACAGUGUCCAUGAGUCCACUGUGGUGGUUUGAUCCUAUGACUCGAGCACCUCGGACGAGACUGAUUUAUGCACCUGAACUUUACACAGAUCAGAAUAAAAGAAUGCAACGCUCAUUUUCAUUUCAACUUAGUUUUGUGCUUGUAUCUGAUUAAUGUGCAAACACAUUUUCACUGCUUGUUGUCCUGUCUGGCAUCACAUUUGUUUGGUUUUUAAGUACAGUUAUGAAUCUGUUGAUAUUUUAUCAAUGUUUGACCUAUGGGCCUCAAAUUUAUCACUGAAGGUGCCAAAUAUCUGUUUAUUAUUGGGCGUGAAAUAUCUUAAGUUACAGUGUCAAUACUAUAUUUAAAAAUACAAUUCCAUAUUCAGUAGGGUUAUCAGUUUGGGAGGGGGGUUGGGGUUUGGGGGCACCCGAUAUAAAUGAUGAGAUGUGUUUAAAAUUGUGUUUCUGAACAUCUAUUCAAAACAGAUCUACCUUUUUUGCUCAAAUAGACUUGACAUAGGCGUUAGAAGGUGGGGUGGGGGUGUGGGUGGGGGCAGAGAAGCACUGUCCCUAGUUCUGAAGGUAAUAUGUUCCACUUCCUCACUGGAAGGUGAAUUAGGGUAUUACUGAUUGCUGGCCCCUCCAGUGGGCAUCUUCCUAUGACUAUACCUGGCUGGCAGUUAAUCCUCAUUGUCAAAUUUGAACGAUUAUUUUACCAUCCAAAAGAGUUGUAAUAAUGUAUAUUUUGCAUAUUUGUAUAAACCGUCCAUAAUUUGUGUGUGUUCAGUGUGUUGAUUGUGACAUAAAAUUGUUAAUAUUUUGUAUAAUUAUGAACUAGUAUAUGAUCUGUCUAUACUUCUUGUAUGUUCAAUAGGUUGAUUGUGACAUAACAUUGUUAAUAUUUUGUGUAACUGUGUAUAAACCAUCCAUAAUGUUUGUUUGUGUUCAUAGGCAUGGUCACAGAGCAAUUGCUCAUAUAAAUCUCUCAACAAAAUAUUGUGUGUUGUGAAAAUGCAAACAUUUAAUUUGCCACAAAAAGUACUUUAUUCAAUUACAGGAAUGAACCUAUGUAGAGAAUGGUCAUACGGGUUACCAAUGAGUUCCCACUUGUGAAGAAAAAACAACGGUACCCUGUACUUUGUUCUCGACAAAAUCUUAAUUUAAAAAAAAAAAACUCCCUAUCCUCUUAUGUUUUGAUGAGGUGUGUCUUAUUGAGAUAUAUACCGGGAAGUUAUAAGAUACAGAGAAUACUACGUGAGCUAGUGACAGUUGGAUACGACAACUUAAAAUGAGUUAUUUUGAGUCUUGUAUAAUGAGCAAAAGCAUUUUGGAUAUGUUUUUAUACAGUGGGAAACCCCUGCAAUUGCCCGCAGAAAUCGGCAGUGCCGUGGAUAUUGCCACAGAGUUUUUUGUUCUCUGCUGCAUUUAUUUUACUGUGGGCUAUCUUGGGUGUUUUUUUUCAAGAUGUAUUUUUUCCUUAUUGUUAAAAAUUAAAUAUACUUUGUGCACUGAAAACAGAUUAAAAGUAAAUAAUAAAACAGUAACUGCACCAUUAUUACUAAGUAUCUGAAUGUCAGUGUCAUCGGGCCCGAUUGUAAAUACAUGUAAGUUACCAGCAUUAAGCAAGUAUCAACUAGGUCACUGAACUGUUGACUGUUCAUAGCACGUGCUUUGCAGGGUCCACUGAAUUGCAGGGGGUGGCAACUUGUACAUUGUUGAACCAUGGCUAUGGUAUGUUACAGGUGUUUUAUUUUCUGUAAAAUGUUUAACAUAAAUUCUUACAAGUCACUUGAAGUAUUAUGGUCAGCCUAAGGAUGAGAUAUUUGUAGAUAUAUAGAGAUAUAUAUAUAUAUAUAUAUAUAUAUAUAUUAUAGAGAGAGAGAUAUAUAUAUAUAUAGAGAGAGAGACAGAGAGACAGAGAGAAAGAGAGUGUGUGUGUG